Messenger RNA from Ornithorhynchus anatinus (platypus), 1762 nucleotides. It is a transcript of the gene CMTM3, whose product is annotated as CKLF like MARVEL transmembrane domain containing 3. NCBI's taxonomy places the organism in Eukaryota, Metazoa, Chordata, Mammalia, Monotremata, Ornithorhynchidae. The record is from RefSeq and is a predicted model, not a curated record. The transcript has 5 exons. Bases 1 to 522 code for a protein of 173 amino acids. Gene Ontology annotation, cellular component: membrane.
AUGUGGUCCCCGGGGGAUUCCGAGCAGAGCCCGCCGCCCGCCGCCCCGCCGCCGGGCCUCCGCUCCCUCCUCGCCUCCCGGGACUUUGUCUGUUCCCGCAAAGGGCGGCUCCUCCUGGGCGAGUCGGGGCUGUCAUUCAUCAUCUUUAUUUGCUACAUCGCCUCCAACGCAGCCGCAUUCAUGACCGCCCCACUCCUGGCCUUCCUGCUGGCCCUCUGCUACUUCUUUGCCUAUUCCACAAAGCUCAAUGAGAAGUUCAGGGGAAUCUACUGGCCUCUGAUGGACUUUCUGCGUUGUGUCACUGCCGCCAUCAUCUACUUUGCCAUCUCGAUCACCGCGGUCUCCAAGUACACGGACGGAGCCUCCAAAGCCGCUGGAGUGUUUGGCUUCGUGGCCACAAUCGUGUACGCCUUGGAUUUCUACAUUAUUUUUAAUGACUUGGCCAAAUUUCUCAAACAAGGGGACGCCAACAAUGACCCAGAAGUCCACAAGUCAGAAGACGAGGACUCCGACUCUGACUGAAGCUGACAGCCCAGCACCCAGCCCGGCGGCAAAUUCCUCACUUUCCUUCCUCCUGCUCUGAAUAGUACCAGCUGAAAUAAGAUUUUUCUAACUUUAUACUGGUCUUUUUCCUCCCUCCUCCUCCUCCUCUCCAUUAACAUUUUCUAAGGACAAGAUAGGGAAAAGCUGCUUUGUGCAGUUUAGAUUUCUUAGUGCCUUAACUGAUGCAAAACAAAAAAAAAUUUCCUAGCAUAAUUCACUCUGCAAAUAAGAUCUUGUUGAAUUUUAGCCAGAAAUUGUUUCUCGCUCAGAAGUGCCUUCAGCCAUUUCACCUAAAAUCUUUCUCCUUGGCCAGAGAUGAAAGAAACAAAUUACAGCCUUAGCCUCGGAUCUUAGUAUCCAGAGAAAGUCACACUACCUCUAUUAUCCAGGGCAAUGUACAUCAUAGGCUAGAGAUGGGAGACAUUUCUCUCACUGUUGCAUGUCUGUGUUUGUGCGCACAUGUAAGUAACCUCCUCCCUGCCUACCCAUUGGAAACUGACCACGGGACCCAGAGGAAGAGCACUCUCCGGGCUUCACUGUCCUUUUUUCAGAGGAUAGCAAUCUUCUGGGAGUCCAUUAUGCAACUGUCUCUUCCCUCUGCUUCCUUGGUGCUUGAAGAGAAUUUUGACAGUCGGUCAGGUGAGGAGAGAAUCGGAGGCCCCGCUAAAGCCUUGCUCAUUCACAGAGAGUAAGGUGACAACUUCGUAUCUGUUGCCAAGAAAUCCAGUCAGGUGACAAGUUGGUGGCUCUCAUGGCGAAUCACUUGCCAGUAGGGCUCAAGUCUGAGUGCCAGGUGGUACAAGCAGAGCCAGCUGUUUCUGCCAUGUGUCUGUUAGCAGGCUAGCCCCUUGUUGGGCAGGGAUUGUCUGUUGCCGAAUUGUACAUUCCAAGUGCUUAGUACAGUGCUCUGCACACAGCAGGCGCUCAGUAAAUACGAUUCAAUGAAUGAAUAGCAGCACCCAGGCAGGCCGGAGAAAGACCACAUACAAUGUCCAGGGACCACUUUCUGGGGCUCAAGAGGGAAUUUUUUUGUUUUGUUUUUAAAGGGGAAGGCAGGCGUAAAUCCUAAACUAGUCCUUUACCUUUAGGCAGAGAGCCUUUACUGUGACAGUAGUAGACGUGUGAAUGUCCAGGUUAAGUGCCUUGUUCUAUCACUUUAUAGACCCCUUUAUGUACUGCAUGCCACCUCUCUACUGGAUAAAAAUCUGACUGGCCACUG